Messenger RNA from Solea solea (common sole), 2590 nucleotides. It is a transcript of the gene bicdl1, whose product is annotated as BICD family like cargo adaptor 1. NCBI's taxonomy places the organism in Eukaryota, Metazoa, Chordata, Actinopteri, Pleuronectiformes, Soleidae. The record is from RefSeq and is a predicted model, not a curated record. The transcript is spliced from 11 exons. Bases 408 to 2273 code for a protein of 621 amino acids. Gene Ontology annotation, biological process: vesicle transport along microtubule; Golgi to secretory granule transport.
CGCGCUCAUCUGUUUGACUGGCAAAUGCCACCGCGGUGUAAAAGGCCAGUCAUUAUGGGGGACCCGGGACUCCAAAACGGCGUGGACCCUGACCGACCGACCGAGCUGAGCUCAUCCAGGCGGUUUAUACCAGGAUAAGAAAAGAAACGUCACAUAUGUCUAUAGUGUGAGUCCAGUAAUACAGGCUCAGCUGCUGGAGAGGCGGUGUUUGCUGCGAUUCAAUCAGAGUCAGAGUCUGGGAGGUUGAUCCAGGAGAGAGGGACCGUUACAGUCUAACAGGAUCCAGCUCUGAAUUUACAGAAUGAUGGAUGGAUUGUCGGUGAGAAGCCGGUCCGGUCAGCCCAUCCCAGUCAGAGCAAGGUGGGUUCACCCGGAGUAAAAGCCGUCUGCUCUUCCCUGUUGGCUGUAUGUCCGCCUCCUGCCUCGACCUGCAGACGUCUGCCGCCGCGGUUUCAGCACCACUGGAGCUGGACAGCGACUGCAUGGAGCCGCGGCCCAGCCCCGGCGCUCACGAGCCCGGCGGCGGUUUCCAGGCUCACCCGCUGCGGCACGCCGGCUCCGGAGGCCUCGGUAUGGCCUUGGAGGAGGAACUGUCCAUGCUUACCGGCGAGCGGUGCAACGACGACGGUCAGAGGGAGCCGUCGCCGGACACAGAGACGCCUGUCGCGGGGCAUAACGCAGACUUGCUGUCGCUCUUCCGUCAGAAGGAACGAGACUUGGUUUUGGCUGCUAAACUCGGCAAAGCGCUGCUGGAGAGAAACCAAGACUUGACCAAGCAAUAUGAGAAAAUGCACAAGGACCUCAACGAGAAAUUAGAGCACUUGGAGCAGGAGAAGCACGAGCUGCGCCGGCGUCUGGAAAGUCGAGAGGGGGAGUGGGAGGGUCGCGUGGCCGAGCUGGAGACAGACGUCCAGCAGCUGCAGGGGGAGCUGGAGCGUCACCAGGUCCAGUUGAGGGAGGUUGACCGGGACAAGACCAAGGCCAUCAGUGAGCUCUCUGAACAGAACCAUAGACUGCUGGAGCAACUCAACAGGGCUGCAGAGGUAGAGAAGCAGCUGUCCACUCAGGUCCAUUCAUUACGGGACGAUUUCAGGGAGAAGAGCAUGUCUACGAGCCAGCACAUGACACGACUAGAGACUCUACAGGCCGAGCAAGGGCUAGAAAUUAAGAUGCUGUCGGAGAGGAAGAUGGAGCUGGAGCGCCGAGUGCACGCCAUGCUGGAGGAGAACGAGCUGCUGCAGAGCACGGUGGUCGACCUCAGAGAGCGGACGCUGGUGCUGGAGAAGCAGUGUCAUGAGAAGGACUUGCAGUUGCGACAGAACCAGCUGGAGCUGCAGGAGGUUCAGUUGUCCCACAGACAGCUGACUGCUCGGCUGGAGGAGCUGACAGACGAGCACAGCCUGCACAGCCUCACCCCACACCCAUCCAGUCUGCUGUGUGAGAUAGAACAGUGCAUGGAGCAGGAAGAGCAGGAGCAGGAGCGGGAGCAGUUGCGUCUUCAGCUGUGGGAGGCUUUCUGUGAGGUGCGCUCACUCUGCUCCCAUCUACGAGGAAACGACGUCACGGACUCCGCGCUGUCCACCGACUCUUCCAUGGACGAGUCCUCAGAGACGUCCUCAGCCAAGGAUGUGCCUACUGGCAGCCUCCACACCAGCCUUCUGGAGCUGCGGAGACUAACACAGAACCUGCUGGAUGGCAACGAGUCCACGGGCUCGCGGCGCAGCGAUGAGGAGGCUCUGGAGGAGCAGGUGAGGAAACUGGGAGAAGAGCUGAGAGACACCAGGGAGCUGUACGAGGCUGAGCUCGACAAGACACGUGGCAGUGAACGAGAGCUGCUGCAGCUGCACAACCAGAUGGCGCUGCUCUCGGUGGAGGUUUGCUCUCUGCAGGACGAUAACAAGCGGAUACGGACGAUGGCUGAAGUGCGAGAACCCAGCGAGCAGCUCCAGAGCGCGAUCAGAGACAGAGACGAAGCCAUAGCCAAAAAAAAAGCAGUGGAAAUGGAGUUGGCAAAAUGUAAAAUAGACAUCAUGUCUCUGAAUAACCAGCUCUUAGACGCCAUCCAGCAGAAACUCAACCUGUCGCAGCAGCUGGAGGCCUGGCAGGAUGAUAUGCACAGAGUGAUUGACCAACAGUUAAUGGACAAGCACCAGGACGAGUGGCGCUCCUCCCCGCCAGGGUCAUCGCGGGCCCACGGCAGUCAGUCCUCCAGACGAGCACACCGCAUUUCCGACCGGGACAAGAGACUUUUCUCUUUUUUCAAGAAGAAUUGAGUCCCGUUGGACCGUUCCUGUACACAGCAGACAGACACAGAGACAACACGAGGGACAAGGAGGUGGAGACGGGGGGAACCACUCAGCCAAAGAAAGGCAUUGCCUGUUUUCACAUUGGCACAGUUCUGGCACGGUUCCAGUUCCCCAAACAAAUUAAGAACCAGUCGACUCAAUCAUUCAAAAUUACUUAUUAACUUAUUAAUUAAUAUAAACUUAUUAUUAUUAUUGUUUCUCUGCAAACCCUGACAUCGUCAGUGGGUGAGUCAACGUAAACUACAGAGCUGCCUGAUUUAGAACAAGCAAGGUAACGUCCUCUG